Rodentolepis nana is the source of this 2559-nucleotide messenger RNA. NCBI's taxonomy places the organism in Eukaryota, Metazoa, Platyhelminthes, Cestoda, Cyclophyllidea, Hymenolepididae. The record is from the annotation of a GenBank genome assembly.
AUGCAGAAAACCGAUCUUACUGACCGCAUUCCAUUUUCAGUUAUCGUUGAUUGCAAAGCUCUGGAAAAGCUUUGUGUCUACGUUUGCAAUACCGAUACUUUUAAUUCCAGCCGUUAUUUUGCUGGAAUUGUCGGCAAUCAUCCAGAUUUCGGAAAUUGGAACCCUCUAAUGGGCAAACCGUGUAAAUUCCGUGCUCAGAAGAUGGCUGGAUCUGAUCUCUGGUCCUUAGAUGUUCCCAAAGACGUAUUCAAAAAAAAUUUUAAAUAUAGAUUUUAUGUUGCUGAAAAACGAACCGAUCCCGACCAAUUCUCUGACGACAAGAAAAUCAUUAUUCUCGCCUGGGAGUCUCGACUUAAACCUCGUGAAUUUAAUAUAUCUUCAUUUAACAAGGGGGAACUAGAAAUGAAAACGGUUAAAUUUGGGAAAUAUGAAAAUGGAACAUUCAUUCAACGUGGCUAUCUGAUCAAUCAUUCUGAGGUUCAUGUACGUCUGCCUGCUGCUGGUUUGAAAUUGUCAAGAAAUGCCCUCUCUUAUUUAUCAUCGUCCACUCGAGAUUUAACAAAGUUAGUGGGCCAGCGAAUUUACGUAACUUGCCGUCAAUCGGUGAUGAAAGGAAAUGACCUGAUUAACGCUUUGGAAGGAGAAAUUCCAAUCUAUCCGGAUGAAAGGAUUACAACCAAGCAAAAUACAAAGAGCUCAAGUCAUAUAAUCUAUUCAGAGGAGCCGAAUUUAGCUAAUGAGAUUCAUUCUCAACAAAUUGAUCCCAGUUUGGAGUUCCCUGAUGAUUAUCCUCCGAAGGAUUCUUCUGGGGGGUCUCAAGCAAUACCCAUUCGGGGCAAUCUUAACAGUGCUUUUUCUAUUCCGGUUCCUAGACGCUGUGAGUUUUCGGUAUCGCCAAUCUCCAGCCACAACUCCACUUGUCCUUCAACUCCGAGAUCAACAUCGCCUGCCCCAUUUCAAAAUGGAGAGCCGCCUGUGUUAGUCUCUGUACUUGCGAAGGAACGAUGCACUAGACGUCUUCCUGAACACACUGGUUGCUGGGGCACUCUCUAUUCGGGCACGGAAGAUGUCUUUUUUUACCUCGAAGUCCUCAAUUGUGACGACGUUGCUAUUCAGUUGGAAUUCUUCAUUGAGGUUGUCAAACAGAAUGGUAGUAAGAAUGAUGGAAAAGAAGAUGAAAAGCUCCCACCAGUUGUAUCUCUUGGGACCGCUUGGCUCGGCCCUUUCACUGAUUACUGGGGACACAAGCGUAUCCAGUUGCUUAAUCAUAAAAGCGGGCCUAUUGGAGAUGUCAAGAUUUCUUAUAUGGUUAUUAAUCCCAUUGUGGGUGGGGCUCCGCCCAAAUUUGAUGUGAGUUAUAAGCACUAUUGGAAGAAACGGGACGCCCUUGAUAUUGGUCAUCGUGGAAUGGGCACUUAUUACUUGUCCAAGAAAGAGAAGGAUGCAGAGAGGCCCGCGCCAAUUAAGGAAAAUACUCUUGGUUCCUUCCAGACCGCGGUUAAACAUGGAGCGGAUUUUGUUGAGAUGGAUGUUCAACUCACAAAGGACCAUAUGGUCGUUGUUUACCAUGACUUUGAAACAGUCAUCACUCCUCGCAAGAAAAAGAAGGGCCAACUGACAAAUUUCCCAGUUCCUGUGAAGGAUCUACCCUUUGAGUACCUUCGUGAACUUCGUCUUCAGCACGCCACUGUCCUCACUGAACCCCAAACAGACGAAGACAUGGAUCGUGAAGAUUCUGAUCCCGUAGAGCUGCAAGAUUUCCCACUGCUUCGUCAAUGUCUCCAGGAAGUAGAUCCAGAGCUUGGAUUCGAUAUUGAGGUCAAAUAUCCCCUUGAUUUUAAGUCGGGAGGAAGCGAGAUGUCAAACUUCUUUGAGCGAAACUUUUAUAUUGAUACUAUUCUUCGCGAGAUCUUUAAAUACUGUGGAAAUCGUCGCAUUCUUUUCUCAUGCUUUGACCCCGACACUUGUGCUAUGCUGCAGGCUAAACAAAUACGUUUCCCCGUUUUUCAAUUGGGUGUCUGUCCAGAGUACAAAGACGUUCGCCAUGGAUCUUUUGACAUGCUCUGCUAUUCAGCUAAAGCAAAUGAACUCUUGGGUGUUGCGGCUAACAGCGAUGAGUUUCUUCGAAAACCCGAUAGGGCUGGGUUUGCAAGAGAACUAGGCCUUAUUGUUCUCGUUUGGGGGACUGCUUCGAACGAUUCGAAGAAUAUGGAGCAACUCAAGAAACUCGGAGUUCGUGGACUUAUCUAUGACAGAAUGCAAGAACAUAAGCAGCUUGGAACCGUUAGUAUGCUAAAGAAGAAUAAGUCGGCAAAGAAUGCCGAUUCUGAUGACGAUUGUAAUGAUCAUCACGAGGCAGAACGCUCUAACUCAAACCGUUCAACUGCCUCUCCUUCUCCCCCCGAAUCUGGGACUUCAACCCCAUCCCAUCAUGGUGGCGCUAAGCCCGAUUGUCUGGAUCUUGAAGCUCUUUCAGAGAGCCUAAGCAGACAGUUGUUACCUGAGACCACUCCCUCUCGAAAUGGACGGCGGUUGACUCUCACAACUAAUUUUAAUUAG